Molecule: messenger RNA, 4261 nt
Organism: Oryzias melastigma (Indian medaka)
Lineage: Eukaryota; Metazoa; Chordata; Actinopteri; Beloniformes; Adrianichthyidae
Gene: sppl3
Product: signal peptide peptidase 3
Exons: 11
Coding region: 581-1732 (383 amino acids)
Biological process (GO): membrane protein proteolysis
Cellular component (GO): cytoplasmic side of endoplasmic reticulum membrane; Golgi-associated vesicle membrane; lumenal side of endoplasmic reticulum membrane
Molecular function (GO): aspartic endopeptidase activity, intramembrane cleaving
Source: RefSeq, a predicted model, not a curated record
CCGGAGGUGUGUGUGAUGAGCUGCAACCCUGCCAGCUGAAGAAAACCCAUUACAAGCGUUUUCAGUGCGUGAGUGCGCGUCGUACUUGUAAACCUCUACAGCAGGGCGAUUUUGCGCGUUCCCGUGAACUCGGCAUCGAAAACAAAGCUGAACGUCUUCCAUAUCAGCUAGGGGAGCAGGCGAGAGGAUCAUCCGAAUUUAUUCUGGAAACACCAGACAGAAUAUGGAUUUACAGUGGGUGUAGCAUCGUAGGAGACCGAGCCUUCUCGGCUGGGUGACGGCAGGACUUUAGCAAAAUCGACGAAAAAUACCAUCUUUAUCCCUUUUUUCUUCUUCUCGGGGUGCUUUGUCUUGUCCAACUAACGAUAGCAAACCAUCAUUCUCCUUUCAAUUGCAACAAAUUCAGCUAGUGAUCACUAGCUGCUGCCGGGAUGUAUCACCAUGUUAUCACCUAAAAGGGAUAACUAGAACGUCGAAUUUCGACAGGAAAAGAAGGAACCCUCUCCUAGGUCCCAACGGGUUGCCACCGGGACGUGAUUCUGUGUUAGCCACAGCCGCGGAACCAACUCUUUUCGGCGAUAUGGCGGAGCAAGGCUACUCAUCUUGGGCAUACUCCCUUGUCGACUCCAGCCAGGUGUCUACCUUCUUGAUCUCCAUCCUUCUCAUCGUCUACGGCAGCUUUAGGUCAUUAAAUAUGGAUUGUGAGAACCAGGAGAAAGAUAAAGAUGGCAACGCUACAACAACAGGGUCUUUUAAUAACAGCAACACAAACAACAGCAUUCAAACUAUAGACUCAACACAGGCCCUGUUUCUCCCAAUAGGAGCCUCUGUAUCUCUGCUAGUCAUGUUCUUCUUCUUUGAUUCUGUACAGGUGGUCUUCACCAUUUGCACUGCAGUUCUUGCUACAAUUGCAUUUGCAUUCCUGUUGUUGCCAAUGUGCCAGUAUCUGACCAGACCGUGCUCCCCACAGAACAAAAUUUCCUUUGGUUGCUGUGGACGUUUCACACUGGCUGAGCUCUUGUCCUUCUCACUGUCCGUAAUGUUGGUGCUCAUCUGGGUGUUGACUGGACACUGGCUUCUCAUGGACGCUUUAGCCAUGGGCUUAUGUGUGGCCAUGAUAGCGUUUGUUCGGCUCCCCAGUCUUAAGGUGUCCUGCCUGCUGCUGUCAGGGCUGCUCAUCUACGAUGUGUUCUGGGUGUUUUUCUCAGCAUACAUCUUCAACAGUAACGUCAUGGUAAAAGUCGCCACUCAACCUGCUGAAAAUCCAAUAGACGUUCUUUCCAGGAAGCUGCACUUAGGCCCAGGGAUGGGACGAGAUGUACCACGCCUUUCCUUACCAGGAAAACUGGUCUUUCCCAGUUCUACAGGAAGUCACUUCUCAAUGUUGGGAAUCGGAGACAUCGUAAUGCCGGGGCUGCUGUUAUGCUUCGUCCUGCGUUAUGACAACUACAAGAAACAAGCAAAUGGUGAAGUACCGGGGCCGGGUAACAUGUCCGGACGCAUGCAGCGCGUCUCCUAUUUCCACUGUACCCUCAUCGGAUACUUUGUUGGACUCCUGACUGCCACUGUGGCUUCUCGGAUCCAUCGUGCAGCUCAGCCUGCUCUACUCUACCUGGUUCCCUUCACCCUGCUGCCUCUGCUCACCAUGGCCUACCUGAAGGGGGAUUUGCGGCGCAUGUGGUCAGAGCCUUUCCACGCAAAGACCAGCAGCUCUCGCUUCCUGGAGGUAUGAUGCACCUGGAGAUGAACAACCAGCGCGGAGAAGACUGCUGAUCUUUUCCCUUCACCAUAGGGAAGGAGACAGGGCGCACUCAGUGAGGCCAUGUCGUCAUCACUUGUUCAUGCUUUCCACUAAACUUCUGUGAACCCCCCCCCCAUUCCCUCCCCCCCAGAAGGACACCGGUGUGAGGAUCACAAUGACCCCCAACACGGCUCAUCUUCGGUUCCUACAUCCUCACAGUUUUCAUUUCCACGCCCCUUUUUUUUCUGUUUGUUUUCUGGUCAUUAGAGCACAUCCUGUCUGUGCCGUUUUUGAUCUGGUCCCCACCCUCUUCUUUUUCUGAAAAUGGUCUUGUUUAUCACCCCCCCCCACCCCCGUCAUGGUCGGUGCCAUUCAUCAGGCCUCCUCUUUUAUUUUUUUGGUUCUCCUCUUUUCCAAAACUAAGCUCAAAGACUAGGCCUCCUCUCUCUUUGUGGACUUACGGUUGUGAGACAUGCCGGUUGGGGGGGGUGAGGCUUUAUACAUAUUUUUUUAAGAGUUGUUGUGGUCCUUAUUCUUAAAAUUGUCGAACCGAAUGAAGACGACGUGUUGUGUUGCAGCGGCACGGCAGAAGUGUCCCCAAAGCGGAGCGGCACACAGGAGAGGAGCGCCCCUCCUCGUCCACCGUCCUCCUUUCUUCUUCAGUUUCAUCUCCUCCCUGCGUGCCCCCCAUCCUCCUUCUCUGUUCAUCUGCUGUCCUCACCCCCCCUCUUUCCUCCCCUUUACAGAAAAAAAACUAUGUAUUUUAUUUAGAAAAGUUUUAUUCUUGGCAUAUACAGAAAUGAUGCAUUAUAAAUGGUUAAACCCCCCCUUUCAGAAAAAAAGACGGGUCGCGGGGUUAGAUUCUAUUUGUAUAUAUGUGUACACAUGUAUUUGCGGUAUCUUGAGUUUGUAUUUGUGUUAGGAAGCAUGUUGAAGCGGGUGGGAAACUGACGCCAGCCAUCAGCUGGACUUUGGUGAAAUGACUGCCAGUCAUGUUAAGUCGACCAGCGAGUGUCCAUCAUUCACAGACGUCUGUCUACUCAUGCAACAGAAAUAUGACCAAUGUUGUUGUUUGUUUUUCUUCGUUUGUUUUAAUAGGAGGGAGGUUUAUUGAUGGUAAAUGACAGUUUCCUGCUCUUGUGUACAAAUGUGUGAGUGUGAGCGCGAGCGGUUUUUAACUCUGUUUUUCCUUUGAAUCGUGUCCAUGUCGGAAGCGGUGACGGCGGUCGGGUUUCAUCUGCUGCACGAGCCCAAUAGAAAUGCUUUGCGUCUGCCUUUAAAAAAAAGCUAACAUGAGCGUUUUUUCUUUCUUUAAUUGGUUUUCUGCAGGAGGCAAAAACACAAGCAGUAUUUAUUAUUUCCCUAGUGUUGAUUUAACGGGAUCAGUCUGUUUUGCUUUGAUACUUCCUGAUAAAACAGUUGCUCACACCUUAAGUUCAAGCUCAACUUUGGCCACGAGAAACACUAAACGGCUAAAAUAAUUGAGGUUUUCCGGGGGAUAGAAAUCUGCUUCACAACAUUUCAGAUCAUCAAACCAUAUCUCGAUUUUAUAAAUGUCAGUGUUUCACCGGGGCUGAUGACAUUUGUGUAAAUUGCGGGUUGUGUGGAUUCCGGCUCCACUUUAGUUUCUGUUUGGCUCGUGUCUGUCUGGACCUCUGGAGGGGGAAUCCGUCUUGCCAUUUCAAACCCUGAAAUUUGAGAGUGCAGAAGCGGAUGUUUUUACUGUUACAUUUGGUAUCCAGCAGUGAGUGCACAGCAGAACACAGUGCAGUUGCUUGCCUUUUUUGUUUUCUUUUAAUUUUGUUUCUUUUUGCUAUGUGGCCAUGCAUGAUAAAUGUACAGUGUAUGAUUUCAUAGGUUGCAUUAACAGGGCUGCUGCAGUUCUGAGCUCUGCUGGCCAGCGCAGACACACUGGAUCUGUGAGCUCGCGCCGGUGGGACGACGCUCACAGGGUCAGAAAGACUGCAGUUGGCGUCGACUUCACAGAUGGACAAAAGGCUGAUCUUGGAGAGCGGUCAGGUUUGGGACCUCCAACAUCAGAACUGUCAACUAAUCUGACGUGGAACCACAAGCGCCCUUCACCUCUUCAUGGACAUGGCGAGAACUUGUAAAGCUGUAUGCAUAUAAUAUUUUAUAACAUAAAAUAACAUAUUAUAUGCAUAUAAUAUGUUUGUGUGUAUAUACAUAUAUAAAUAACAGGUGAUGAUCACAUUGAUGAAGUUUUUUUAUAGAAAAUUGUUUUAUUUUUAGCCCCUCGUUUGUAUUUUUGUUUUCUCUUACUUUCUUUUUUUCCCUCUUCCCCUCCACCCGCAGAGCCCUUCAGCUCUGUCGGUGCGUUGAUAUUAUGGCUGAAUGGAUUCUGUAUAGAGAAAUGGUGAAUAAAUAAAUUAAGAACUGUGUAGUGAAACAUGGAUCCUGACGCGCUUGAUCUAAACCAGACUUUUAACCCUUCUUUCUUCAUCAGUUCCUCCUCCUCCUCAUUCGGGAUUCUGCUGUAAAUAAACAUGACUCUAACUGUAA